This is a messenger RNA of Malus domestica (apple), 1835 nucleotides long. Its product is annotated as protein DETOXIFICATION 16-like. The record is from RefSeq and is a predicted model, not a curated record. Gene Ontology annotation, cellular component: membrane. NCBI's taxonomy places the organism in Eukaryota, Viridiplantae, Streptophyta, Magnoliopsida, Rosales, Rosaceae. Gene Ontology annotation, biological process: xenobiotic detoxification by transmembrane export across the plasma membrane. Gene Ontology annotation, molecular function: xenobiotic transmembrane transporter activity; antiporter activity.
GGAAUGAGCUGAAAGUCUUACAAAAAAUGCUUAAAAAAAUAUUUGACUCGUGACAGACGAUGAGAGUUUUGGAAGUUCUUCUCCAUCAUAUUAGCCAACCCUCAAAUUUUUAGGUGUUUUGUUGUUUUGUAUGGAUUCUCUCUCUCUCUCUCUCUCUCUCUCUCUCUCUCUCUCUCUCUCUCUCUCUCUGUGGUUAGCAGCAAUAAACAAAAACAAUCAAAUUCAUGUGGCAAAAGAUGCUAAUUUGGUGAAAAAUGGCAGAAGUGAGCUCGAGUGUUAAGACUCCUCUAAUUCCAGAUCAUCGAGAAUUUGAUGGUGAAACAAUACCAUCUCAAAGAGGAAUUUGGAGAGGUGGGGAUGUUAUUGAAGAAGCAAAAUUGCAGCUAUGGCUGGCAGGGCCUCUGAUUGCAGUGAGCUUGUUGCAGUACAGCUUACAAGUCACAUCUGUCAUGUUCGUUGGCCAUCUUGGAGAGUUGGCACUCUCCAGUGCUUCCAUGGCCUCUUCAUUUGCUUCUGUCACUGGUUUCAGUGUACUGCUGGGAAUGGGAAGUGCAUUAGAAACCCUAUGUGGACAAGCCUACGGAGCCAAACAGUACCACAUGCUUGGAGUCCACAUGCAAAGAGCAAUGCUUACACUAUUAGCAGUAAGCAUCCCCUUAGCAGUCAUCUGGUUCUACACAAGCACCAUUCUCAUGGCUCUUGGCCAAGACCAUGAGAUAUCUGCGGAGGCAGGAACCUUUAACCGCUGGAUGAUUCCGAGCCUGUUUGCCUAUAGUCUCCUCCAAUGCCUCAACAGAUUUUUACAGACACAAAACAAUGUGUUUCCAAUGAUGAUCAGCUCUGGAGUCACAGCUCUUCUUCACAUUGUGGUCUGUUGGGCACUUUGUUUUAAAUUCGGACUGGGAAACAAAGGCGCAGCAUUGGCAAUUUGCAUUUCGAAUUGGGUUAAUGUGGUGUUACUGGCAUGUUACGUGCAGUUCUCGUCCGCCUGCAAGAACACUUGGACUGGAUUUUCAGAAGAAGCCUUGAAUGAUAUUGUCAGUUUUGUCAAACUUGCGAUUUCAUCAGCUAUAAUGAUAUGCUUCGAAUAUUGGUCUUUCGAAAUGGUUGUUCUCUUGUCUGGUCUUCUCCCGAACCCAAAACUGGAAACAUCCGUAUUAUCGAUAAGCCUUAACACAUGUUGGAUGGUUUAUAUGAUCUCAGUUGGUCUCGGCAGUGCUAUAAGCACCAGAGUGUCGAAUGAAUUGGGAGCAGGACGGCCGCAAGGCGCGCAAUUAGCUCUACGAGUCAUGACUGCAAUGGCUUUGUUAGAGGGUGCUGGAAUCGCAACAGCAACGGUUUUGGUACGCUUUGUUUGGGGAAAGCUCUACAGCAAUGAGAAUGAAGUGAUUGUAUAUGUUGCUAGAAUGAUGCCACUGCUUGCACUUUCCGACUUCUUGGAUGGAUUCCAAUGUGUGCUUUCAGGGGCUGCCAGAGGGUGUGGAUGGCAAAAUCUUUGUGUAGUCAUAAACCUUGGUGCUUACUAUGUUGUCGGAAUUCCUACUGCUGUGCUUUUUGCUUUCUUCCUCCAUAUUGGAGGCAUGGGGCUUUGGAUGGGGAUCAUUUGUGGGCUUCUUGUUCAAGUCACAGCACUUGUUGCAGUAAAUUUGUGCACUGAUUGGCAUGAAGAGGCAACGAAAGCUGCGAAUAGUGUCCAAAGUACUGUCUUAGCCAUCGACAAGGCAACAUAGAUUAGAAACGAAAGAACAACACCUUGUAAUAGGAGCAAGGGUUCAAUAUGUUUCCAGAACUUCAAAGAACUGCAUUCCAUUUUCAAUUUAAUUUCCAACACAAUA